AUGCGGCAAGAACAGCAGCAGGUUGUCUGGCCAAAGGCGCGAACUUACAGGGAUCUCCAGCAUGACGAGCAGAUCUGCAGGAGCAGCAGCUCUGCCAGCGGCUGCAGGAGAAGUGCGAGUAGCCGUAGCAGCGAAAUUGCGAGUAGCUGCAGUGGAAGUGAGAGUGGCCGUGGCAGCAAAAGUAAGAGCAGUGGAAAGAGGAGCACAAGCAGAGCAGCGAAUUCCGCCAAAGGUCGCACAAGAUUAAGAGUUCUUGCUAAAACCGAACAUCAUGGUGACAACUCGAAGUUGUCAGAUCACCCCUCUCAACAGAACAAGCAGCAGCAUGGAAAGCGAGGAUCCAAACUGCGAGCGAUGGGGGACGCAAAAACGCAAGCGAGACUGCUUGUACAACGCCAACAACAGAAACAGAUGCAGUUCCAAGAUAUACACACGCAACAACGUUUGCUGCAGCAGCAGCACUUGCAGCAGCAAACAGCAGAAAAAAAUCUUCAAGAGCGCCGAGAUAUGUUGCAGCAGCAGGAGCUAUCAUUGCAAUCUCAGUUGCAGAAACAUCAGCAAAAUAUCAGCUUGCAGCAGAACUACAGAUGCCGCACUGCUGCUGCGGCAGGGGACGUUGCAGUGUUGAAGCAGCAGCUGCAGCUGCUCCGCGUGCAGCUGAAGCACAACUUUAGAGAUGCAGCAAUGUGGAUGGAAGACAGCCUCUUUGGUUUUAAGUCCCUCUGCGAUAUACAGGCAAGUCUGGGCGUCGGCACAGCAGCAGCAAGGGCAGUUGAAGCAGGAGAGCAUCAGGUGCAGAAGCUUCAGCAGCAUAUCUCUGAUCUGCAGUUGCAGCUUCGGCAGGCUUCAGAGGCGCAGCAGCAACAAGUGGCAUUGGUGGAGACGCUUCAAAAGCAACAACAGGAACAGUGCAACACGGCAGCAGCAGCAGCAACAGCGGCAGCAGAGCAUCUUGAAGAGCGCCUCCAGCAGCAGAAGCAACUGCUACAGCAGCAGCACCAGCAUCAACUGCAAGAGCUGCAACUUUCUGGCCGGAAGCAGCUGCAGGAAGCUGAGAACAAGCAUGAAAGGCAACUACAGCAGCUGAAGCAGCAGCUCGAAGAGGCUCACCAAACCGUGGAAACCCUAAAGCUACAAAGGGAGGAGGAGAGGACAGCAACGGAAAGGCACCAAGAAGACAGCGCAGCAGAGCUGCGACAGCUAAAAGAGGGCAGUAUAGUGCUGCAGCAGCAGGUACAGCAGCAGAAGCACGAGCUGCAGAGCCAGAGGCAGCUGCUGCAGCAGGCGGAGAAGGACUUACAACAACAGCGAGAGCAGCAGCAGGAGCAGGAGCAAAAAAUGCACGAGGCCAUCGAACAGCUCAACGCAGCAGCGACUCACAAGGAGAACAAACUUCAGAAGUUGCUCAAAGAGAGAGAUGCAGAUAGACUCCAGCUAGAGAGGGAGAGGCAAAUGGUGAUGCUGCAGAAGGAGCAGCUGGAGGAGGCGCGGAAGCGGCUUGCUACAACAAUGGUGCAGCAGCAGCAGCAGCAGCAGGCAAUGCACGAGCAGCAACAGCAGCUGAUGCGGCUACAGUGCAAACAGCAGCAGCAAGAGGAGGACGCAAAUGCAAUGGCGCAGCAACUUCAACAGCUGCAGCAACACAAUGACGCUGCAGAGCGGGGCUUCGAGGAGAAAUAUGCUGCCCUUAAGGCUGAGUCAAGCCAGCGGCUGCAGCAGGUGUUGCAGCAGGAACAGCUGCUACGGCGGGAAGUUGCAGCCCAAAGAGAGAUGAUCAGAAAGGGCAGUAGCAGCAGCGAUGAAUUGUUGCUGGCAAAGCACGAGCUGGCCACGCUCAAGCAUGAACUGCAGGAGUUGCUAGCAGAGGAGGCAGGGAAACGCGAUGCUUUGGAGCAGCAAAAUAAGCAGCAAGAGGAGCAGCUCACGAUCAAGCAGCAGCUGCUGCGCUGUUUAAUGCAGGAAAAGGCGGCUCUUGAGGCCCAGGUAUCACAGCAGCAACAGGAACAGCAAGAGCAACAGCAGCAGCAUGACGAAGCAUGCAAGCAGCAUUUGGCACAGACCCUGCAGCUGCAACAGCAGCGAGAGGCUGAACACCAAAAGGCUGAGCAAUUGCAGCACAAACUGGAGCAACAGCAGCAGCAGCUGCUGCUGCAGCAGCAAAAACUAGACAUUCUAAAUCGACAAAACGGAGAGAAACAACAGCAGAUGUUGAUGAUACAGAGAGAAGAAGCAGGACUUCGGGAUCGUCUAGAAUCUGAGACGGCAGCAGCAGCGAAGCUCAGAGUCACAUUGGCUGCGGCGCAACAAACUGUGCAGCAACAACGCCAGCAGCUGCUGCUGCUGCAGCAGGCACACAUGAGGGGCGGAGAGAGGCUUGAUGCACAGCUAUUGGAGCAAACAGAUCCUGAAAAGUCGCUAGAAGGAGCUGCAGCAGUUCAUUCGAAGUGUGCAAGCACGACUGCAGGUGCAACAGCACGAGAUGGACUGCCUGCUGCGACAUCCAUAUGUCCAGAGGGCAGCGUUUCAACAGACGCCUCAAAAGAGCUGGCGACGACAAAAUCAGUGGAUGGAAAAGAAAAGAUAAACCCGAAAUCACUCGCUACUUCAUUACUACAAAAGCUGUCACUGGAACUGCUCUUACCCACGCACGCGAAAAAACAGAGCCGCCUAAGCAGCGCUGAGACGUGCGACACCGACUUGCAUGCAGGAGGCAGCAGCAGCAGCAACAGUUUGCCAGGUGUGCAGGAACAACGCCUCGGCAGCAACACCAACUCUGUCCGCAGCAGCAGUGCAGGAAGCAGCAAAAGCAACAGCAGCAAGAGCGAAUGCGGCAGCUCGUACAGCUUUCGCCAAAGGGUUAAGCUCAAGACUUGCGAACAAAGCAGCACCAGUAGCAACAGUAGCGCAGAAGACCAGCAGCACCAGGAGCAACCUGGCGACACUCCUCGUUUUGGACCUGCUGCACAGCUGAUCCAGCGAGUAACCAGGUCUGUGAGUGUAGCAGGAGAUAGACAGCAGCAUCAUGAGACAGCCACCGACAAGGGCAGCAGCUAUUUCAUGCAGCGGCAGCAAGAGAGGAGUGACAUACGGAACUCCAUUUUUGCUACAAGAAAGCGUCUGCGACAGUUGCAGCAGCAGCAGCAAGAAGUACAGCAAGAGCGUCGGAACAUAGAGCGGCAACAGCAACAGCGAAUGGAGCGGAAGGCUGAAGUGUUUGAGCUGCUGGCGCAGCAGUCCUGCUGCUGCGAAAUCGCAUAUCACGACCUUUUGCAGCAGAACACAAGGUUUUCAGUUGCUGUACGGAAUAGCAGAAAGCUCGAAGCCGCUACCGCCGCAUUCGAUGCCUCGGGUGACCCUGCAGCCGCAGCAGCAGAGGGCAUGGCCGUCGGUACAGCAGCACCAGGCGAUGACUCUUAUGGACACACUGCUACAUCAACAUCUGCAGCAGGGGCAUACCAAGAGGAGGCUUUGCGGAUGUUGCUGGCAGCAGCGGACCGAAACAAAGUUCGAGCGGCGAUGCAGCACUGGACGCAGGAAGCUAGCAUAGCCAAGUGGAUUUUGCGGAUAGCGCAUGCGGAAAGAGAUGAGGCAGCGCGAAAUAGGCAAAAGGCACAGCAGAUGUUGCAGCAGCUGCGGCAACAGACAGAGGCGGCAGGGCAGCGGCUGCUGCAACUGCAUCGGGAGCUGAAUCACCUGCAAUUUGAGGAGAGGCAAUGUAAAGGGCAGUUGAGCGAAUUGGCAAGCAGAGAGAAGCAAAUGGUACUUCGGGAAUGCAGUAGUAGUAGUGGUAGCAGCAGCAGCAGAGGAGGCAGUAUCGGGCCCCUUUUCUUGAGCGCGCGGACACUAGACGCCGGCAGGAGCAGCAGCAGUGGGAAAAGGUGCGGGGAAAACCGCAGCGCUUCGGCUGAGCCCCUUUGUAGCAGCAGAAAUGGCAGGAAUACUCUUUGCGACACGCCCCCGCCAUAUUCUUACGCUGCUGUUGACUCACUCUCCAGCAGCCGGAGCAGCAAGGACAGAAGCAUGCGGGCCCUGGGGUCACUAGAAGCGUUGUUACAGCAGCACAAUAUGCUGCCGGCGCUUCCUCUGAAACAACGGCGACCAGGAACAGCAGCAGAAGCAGCAACUGAAGAGUUAGGAUCCGGGAGCUUGAGCAGCAAAGCCUGCUCAUUUUGGAUCGACCUGCAGGAAGGUGCUUCUGUCUAG
This is a messenger RNA of Cyclospora cayetanensis, 4203 nucleotides long. Its product is annotated as centrosome-associated protein CEP250. The transcript is spliced from 11 exons. The record is from RefSeq and is a predicted model, not a curated record. Bases 1 to 4203 code for a protein of 1400 amino acids. NCBI's taxonomy places the organism in Eukaryota, Apicomplexa, Conoidasida, Eucoccidiorida, Eimeriidae.